Rhodofomes roseus is the source of this 619-nucleotide messenger RNA. RefSeq lists its product as uncharacterized. The record is from RefSeq and is a predicted model, not a curated record. The coding region runs from base 98 to 574 and encodes 158 amino acids. The transcript has 4 exons. Lineage: Eukaryota; Fungi; Basidiomycota; Agaricomycetes; Polyporales; Fomitopsidaceae.
ACACGUUCUGCCAGGGGCAACAGAUUUGACACGGAAAUGAACGCCCGGCCACUCACCCGCGUGGGUUGAGAAGCAGAGUCAUUUAUCACAAACAUCAAUGCGUGGAAGGGCUAUCGCUUCAAUUUUGUACCCAACAAUCUUCCAGUUUUUCUGUGGAGCUAGAGUUCAAUGCGUCCGUCCGUCUUCGAGCCUAGCUUGGGAGCGUAAGUACAACACCGACUCGGCCACCGCCGACGCACAUUCUGCACAGAGGAAGAUCAACCUUCUUUUCGUGCUCUGCAAGUACCAUCUUCGAAACAAACGUCUGAUUGGGGCCAUGCACAUGCUGCAAUGCCACCUGGAUCAACCUCGUGGACUGACCAUAACAGUCAAUGCAGUUCGGGCUGCGAUUGAGGUACGGCGAUGCCUCGAGGCUGAGAGCGGUGCGCCCAAGGUAGCCUUCAGCGCGACCAUCUAUCUCGACUCACUUUCCACAAUCUGCCUUGUUGACGCGGUCAAAAUGAUCCCUAGACCGAGAUUUUACAUCCCCCUUCUCUGUCGAACGCCGUCCCCCGUCUCGAACUGCCAGCCAUAGGGCUGCCUGGACUUGCGCUAGUCAUUUUCCGGGCGCAAAGGAGCA